AUGCCACUUGGCGAGCCAGGAGCUCGACCAAACAAGUCAGGAAGAGAACACGAUGGAGAAGGUCAUGGCCGGCAUUAUGGUUAUGAUUGGCAUUAUCCACCACCACCUCCUCAUUUCUAUCCACCACCACCAGGGGCUCACAUGAUGGGAUACCCACCUGGACCACCACCGUUUGGACCUCCUCCCUUUUUCCAUCACUUAGGACCCCCACCAGGACCACCACCAGGGCCGCUGCAUUAUCCUCACCAUAACAAGAGCUAUUGGGGAGAUCACUCAUCAAGUCUGGCUCAUAUGAUGGAAGAUUUACAUCCACAUCAUCACCCACAUAGACAUCCACAUAAACACCCACACAGACAUCCACAUGGACAUCCUCAUCAUAAGAAACACCAUUGGCAUGAUAAUUCAAUGCCACCUCAUAUGAUGGGACAUCCUCCUCCACCACGUCAUAGAGGAAACUGGAAUGAUUACUCGACACCUCCUCAUAUGAUGGGUCCACAUCGUCCACGAUCUCCGUCAUACCGUAGAGAUGGUGACCAUAAAAUGAAAACAGGAUCCCCUAUCACUCCUGGAUCGCUGAUAGCUACCGGGUCCUCUAGCAAUUCGAAGUUUGAUUCAAAUCCAUCAUCACGAUCAGGAUCAAUUUCUACUUAUGUACCAACUCAUCAACAUCUAGCUAAAGAUAAUGAGGACCGCAAUCCUCCAUUUAUAAUUCCUCGUCUAGGAGGAUCACUGGUUUCUGGAUACUCACAGUCAUAUCAUUCUAGUGAUGCGAAGAAUGAUAGCAGAUUAUCAGAAUCUUCAAGAAGCACUUAUGAGAUGUGUGAGGGUCUAAAUUCGCCUCAUGCAAGAGGUGUACAUGGAGAUCAAGAAGGCUAUGAAGAACCAUUUUCAAAUUAUGAAUUAAUGAAAUAUGAAUUGCCGAAUUGGUCUUCUUUGAACAAAUUGCUCGAUUAUUAUUAUAAAUAUAAUCAUUCCAAACACCAAUUGCUAUCGAACAAACAGGAAUUGAUCAAAAGGAUAUCUUUAAAUUCAGAUAGCUCAAUUUUACAUGCGAUAAUUUCAACUGUCUGUCUAUUAGAUGAUAGGUUUGAAUGUGAAACAUACUGGGUAGAAAGAGUCUUCAAGUAUUGGGAUAAUUUGAAUGAUUUUGGGAUGUUGUUAUCUUACAGCUUAAUAUCCCAAAAUUCCUUAGUGAAAUCUGACCUAAGUAGACUAAAUGACUUGAACUCCAAGAUAUGGGACCUUAUAAAAGUCAACAAAUUCAUAGAUAUUGUCAAUGAACCAAAAGAAAAUCUUAAUUCGAGACAAAUGUAUGAGAAAGAAAGACUAAUUCGGAUAAUAUGGAAUUAUUGGAUUAACCAUGUGGUUCUUGUUAAAUUCAAGCAAGGCUUCCCAAGGUACCAAUUAUCCAAGGAAGAAGAAAAUGUCAAAUUAAACGAUGAAGUAUAUAAAUACAUGUCUAAUUUAGCAUUACCAUUAAGUGACAAAGAAAACUUAGAAAUGAAAGGUAAAAGAAAGAAUUGCGAGGUAUUAGAUACCACUGAUUUGUCAAAAGAUGAACUAGCUGACUCACAUGCUGUAAUUUUAGCAACUAAGAAAUUGGAUACUACAAUUAAAAAGAUAAGCCUAGGCGAAUUGACAGAAGAAUCAGAGCUCAAUAAUGACUUGAAUAAUUAUGUCAAUGAUAAAGUUUUGACAAUAAAUCAAAACAAUACAGUAUUAAUUAUUAACUCGUCAUAUCUAUUGGCGAGCUUUAUAACUAAGACUAACGAUUGCUUACAUAGUUCCUUUUUCAUUAGUGAUCUAAUUUUUUCUGGAAUGUCUAAAACCCAAUCUGAGGUCAAUAAAUUUAUUCCGUUGGCAGAUGAAUUUUCAGUAAGAAGCAUGUUUAAUUUUGAUGGCUUAUCUAAGUUGAUUGAAGAAUUGUCGACAUUUCAGUGGAACUGCUUAACCAAUCUUAUUACUUCAAUCUCAGAUAUAAUAAAAUUGAUUGAAAUUGGCAGUGGUGUUGUACCAGAUGAGGAAACCAAAUAUUUGGUUAUUAUAGGAGUUACUGCAAUGGAUAGGACUGAUAAUUGCUCCUGGUGGGAUAACUCUGAAUUGGUUACCGACUUGAAUGAUUCGUGGUACAAAUAUCCAGAUUUUGCUCUUUAUUCAGCAUGUUCUUUGCUUUCUAUGCUUGUCAGCUUAAUAGUAUUAACAAAAUUUAUUAAAUUCAAGAAAGAUGACUCAAAAUUAAAGAUUAAAUUAUUAAAUACUAGUGGCGAACGUGAAUUGGAGCUUCCUACUAACCAUCAAUUUAUUGAUGAAUUUAAUGACAAUAUAAUGUUGAAAAAGUUAUCCGCUUUAAUUAAUUUCAUCAAGUUUAAAUUGCAGGCAAACAAUUAUAAAACAGAGCUAAUCAGUGAAACGAUGGAAAAGUUUGAUCAAAUUAAUCUCUACAUAGAGGAAACUUUGGGUGCAAUUUCCAACUAA
Molecule: messenger RNA, 2475 nt
Organism: Debaryomyces fabryi
Lineage: Eukaryota; Fungi; Ascomycota; Pichiomycetes; Serinales; Debaryomycetaceae
Gene: ZCF31
Product: Zcf31p
Exons: 1
Coding region: 1-2475 (824 amino acids)
Source: RefSeq, a predicted model, not a curated record